Penicillium vulpinum is the source of this 612-nucleotide messenger RNA. RefSeq lists its product as uncharacterized. The record is from RefSeq and is a predicted model, not a curated record. Bases 1 to 612 code for a protein of 203 amino acids. The transcript is spliced from 2 exons. NCBI's taxonomy places the organism in Eukaryota, Fungi, Ascomycota, Eurotiomycetes, Eurotiales, Aspergillaceae.
AUGACCGACAAUUACUCUCUGUGGGAAAAGAAGGGACGAAGCUUACAGGCAUGGAUUGAAGACUACCGUGCAGCGGGCUGCCCGUACCCUAUUUCCACAUUCGUUUUGACGCCCAGACACCGGGACUACUUCGUCGAUCGAACAUCUGUGCACCUAGAUGCAAGACUACUAACUGCUCUUAACAUGGGCAACGUGAAUUCGACUUAUUGGAAGAUUAGCAUUACACAGCGCGACGAAGGUCCACCGGUGUGGUGGAUUGGGCGCACUGGGCCGGGGGUUAUUUUUAUUGACGAUAUCUUUAGAUCCAAGAGAAGCGAUGAUCCAUACAUGUCCGAAGUCAUCAAGGCAGCCUACAAAAUGGAUUUCUCCCUAGAUAGCUUGAGGACUGUAUUCGUGUCCAAUGUCAACGAAAAGAAUACCCUAUCAUGUACUUGGAAGCCCUCAUCGCCUGAGUUCAAUGCUCUGCUGGGGAUUGGAAUAGGCAAAGUCGUUGCAGCAUCUGUUCUGUGUGCCUGGGGCCAAGGGAGAAAGCGAAUUGCGAGAAUUGUUACCGUCCAUAUUGGUGCCGACAUUCACAAACUGUACAUGCGGUUUAAUCUCGAGAAUAUGUGA